AUGCCACGCUCACCCGGGCUUUUCCUGCUGCUGCUGGUGCUGCAGCCGCCGCCAGCCGCGGGCCUCGGGCUCCGCAGCGCAGGCGGACGAAACCCGGAGUGCGGUCCGUGCCGACCAGAGCGCUGUCCCGCGCCCGAGCGCUGCCCGCUGCCUGGCAUCGUGGCGCGCGACGAGUGCGGCUGCUGCGCGCGCUGCCUGGGCGCCGAGGGCGCGAGCUGCGGGGGCCGGGCCGGCGCGCGCUGCGGCCCAGGGCUCGUGUGUGCGAGCCGCGCUGCGGGGGCCGCGCCCGAGGGCACCGGGCUCUGCGUGUGCGCGCAGCGCGGCUCGGUCUGCGGCUCCGACGGCCGGUCGUACCCCAGCGUUUGCGCGCUGCGCCUGCGCGCCCGCCAGGCGCCCCGCGCGCUCCCUGGCCACCUGCACAAGGCGCGCGACGGCCCCUGCGAAUUUGCUCCUGUGGUCAUCACCCCACCCCAGAGUGUUCACAAUGUCACCGGGGCACAGGUGUACCUGUCCUGUGAGGUGAGGGCUGUGCCCACCCCAGUUGUCACGUGGAGGAAGGUCACACGGUCUCCUGCAGGCACCCAGGCAAUGGAGGACCUGCCUGGGGACCACGUCAACAUAGCCGUCCAUGUCCGAGGGGGCCCUUCUGACCACGAGGCCACUGCCUGGGUUUUGAUCGACCCUCUGAGGAAGGAAGACGAGGGGCUGUACCAGUGCCACUCAGCCAACGCGCUCGGGGAGGCCCAGGCUCACGGCACCGUGACCGUGGUCGGUCGGAGUCAGCGCAGAGCAGCCCGCUUCCCCGCUCCAGACGACCGCCUGUGACCGCGCACGUGCGUGCUUCCCGUCGUCUGAGCUUGGUCUUAGAAACUUGAUCACAGGAUGAUGGAAAAGUCAAGUCAUGGAUCAUUUCACUUUGUGAAGAAUUAGAAAAACUGUUUGUAGAUGACCCCUUUUGUAUGUUUUUAAACGUUAGAUGCAAACUAGAUUCGUAUGCAGAUGUAGUUUUUAGCAGGGCAAACAGACUGCAUGUAGCCUUUUUAUACUUUUGAAAUGAACAUCUCUGUGAGAAUUCUUUUCUAGCUUCUCCCUCCAAGGGAAGGCCGCAUGUAAGUCCAUGUAAUUCUACAGGGCUGGACCGAAGUGUGUGUCAGCUGUGACUCUGCCUCGUUUGUCUGUGGUUGAUUAGUGGAGCUCUGUGACAGACAGCGUGUGUUUUAGGAGGAGGGGGAGGGUCUUGCCGUCCUCUGCCUGACCUCUAACUUGCUCUGUGAUCUGGAUAGGUCCCUCCCUCUCUGGGCGUUGGUUUCUUCAGCUGUGAAUGUGCUAUUUGGACUGUAUGUAACCUAUGUCCUUUCAAACACUGCCACCCUGGAGUAGGAAGGUCCUACAGAAAAAAUAUGAGAAGUGUAGUCUUAGUCUUCUUUUACAAACAAUAUUCCCUCAAAGACAAAUGCACUGCUUCACAGGAGGGUGUGGAGAGCUGGCUAUAGCUUAUCUAUUCCUGCUGUUUUCCCAUUUUAAAGAGGUUUAGUCCCAGAUGGAACACUUAACCAGUCUCAGAGCCUGGGUAUAUGGGGACUAAGAUAUCCACUUAUUAACAAGCCCAGCAUUCUCUAACCAAGCAGGCAGUGGGAACCUGGCUUUUGGACAUCAGAUUGUUAAAAAAGGAGUCAACUGCUCUCUCUGGGCUGUAGAAUUAGAGUGUAGUAGAGUAUAUUAGGAUUGGGGGCAGGAGGAGAAGGGGACGACAGAGGAUGAGACAGCUGGAUGGCAUCACCGACUCGAUGGACAUGGGUUUGGGUGGACUCCGGGAGUUGGUGAUGGACAGGGAGGCCUGGAGUGUUGCGAUUCAUGGGGUCACAAAGAGUCGGACACAACUGAGGGACUGAACUGAACUGAGAGUAUAUUUUACUUAGAGAUAUUCUGAAGUCACCCAGAAACAAAACUUGCUUGAAAGAAGCAGAGUAUUUAAUAUCUGGCUAAAGAAAUAGAUCCCCUGGGUGAUGAGUAAAAUUCUUUAAAAUCAAAAUUGGGAUCGCACAUGUGGCUAGUUGUUAAAUUUCAUGAAACACUUCUCUGUCUGUGGUCACUUCCCAUCUCUGGGAUGGCAGGUAGGAUGCUCAUUAAUGUCCCUCCCCCGUUACAGAUGAAGAAACCCAGCUCUGAGAGUACCGUGCUUGCCUGAGGUCUGAAAGCCUCUGAGAGGGACUGGAGCUGAGGGCGCCUGGGCCUCUUUGGCACCCUUUCCACUCCAUGGUGCUACUUCUCAGAACAAUUUGUAACUGUGGGAAGGAAGAUGCCGCCAGUUCCACGGGUUUCAGGGAUUCUCCUCAAGGUCUGUCUCAGCUUUUCAACCAACACUCUCAUGACGCUCACUUUGAGCUUUGCAUUUUGGAGUCUUUUUGAAAUUGCAUUUUCUUCCUUUAAAGCCUAGCUAUUCCACAUCUGAAAUGUUGGGGUGGCAUCACCCUAACGUACACAGCAGGGGACUGUCCUGGGACUCCAGAAACAUGAGGUCCAUUUGGGAAUGCCUCCCUGUC
This is a messenger RNA of Dama dama (fallow deer), 2543 nucleotides long. RefSeq names its product insulin like growth factor binding protein like 1 (gene IGFBPL1). The transcript has 5 exons. Gene Ontology annotation, molecular function: insulin-like growth factor binding. Lineage: Eukaryota; Metazoa; Chordata; Mammalia; Artiodactyla; Cervidae. The record is from RefSeq and is a predicted model, not a curated record. Gene Ontology annotation, biological process: regulation of cell growth; regulation of signal transduction. Gene Ontology annotation, cellular component: extracellular region. Bases 1 to 825 code for a protein of 274 amino acids.